UGUUAACUCCUCACACACGUAAAACCCAUUUCCCACCAAAUCAAAAAAAUGGAUAAACCGUCACCGGAAAACUUAAUCGUCGUUAAAAAAGAUCCCGACGGGAUAGCUUACGUCACAAUCAACCGCCCAAAGUCCUUAAACUCACUAACAAGACCGAUGAUGGUGGAUCUGGCGCGUGCUUUCAACUCUCUCAGCUCCGACGACUCCGUGGGCGUCAUCAUACUGUCCGGGUCGGGUCGCUCGUUCUGUUCGGGCGUGGAUCUGACUUCUGCAGAGGAUGUGUUCAAAGGAGACGUGAAGGAUGUGGAAACGGAUCCGGUUGCUCAGAUGGAGCGGUGCCGGAAGCCCAUAAUCGGGGCGGUUUCCGGGUUUGCUGUUACGGCGGGUUUUGAGAUCUCGCUUGCUUGUGAUAUUUUGAUUGCUUCUACUGAUGCUAAAUUUGUUGAUACGCAUGCUAGAUUUGGGAUAUUUCCUUCAUGGGGUCUGUCGCAAAAGCUUUCACGCAUAAUAGGGCCUAAUAAAGCCCGAGAAGUGUCGCUAACAGCCACCCCGUUAACUGCAGAGAAAGCAGAGAAGUGGGGAUUGGUGAACCAUGUGGUUGAAAGUAGUGAAUUGUUAAAGAAAGCCCGUGAAGUUGCAGAGGCCAUUAUGAAAAACAAUCGGGAUUUGGUGUUGAGGUACAAAGCGGUUAUAAAUGAUGGUGGCAAGCUAGAUCUUCAUCAUGCUCUUUUACUAGAGAAGGAGAGAGCGCAUGAAUAUUACAAUGGGAUGACAAAGGAGCAGUUCAAGAAAAUGCAGGAAUUUAUAGCAGCUAGAAGUUCUUCUAGAAAACCUGCUUCUAAAUUAUAGGUCUGUUUGUCUAAUGUCGGUAAAAUCAAUGUUGUUGUUGUUGUUGCAAUGAGUUACUUGUAUCUCAUGAAGUUCCGUUCCGUGGGCAAUAAAAAUGUCUUCAAAGGUCAAAAAGCAGACAUUUUUUGUU
Messenger RNA from Helianthus annuus (common sunflower), 979 nucleotides. Its product is annotated as probable enoyl-CoA hydratase 1, peroxisomal. The transcript is spliced from 3 exons. Bases 49 to 849 code for a protein of 266 amino acids. The record is from RefSeq and is a predicted model, not a curated record. NCBI's taxonomy places the organism in Eukaryota, Viridiplantae, Streptophyta, Magnoliopsida, Asterales, Asteraceae. Gene Ontology annotation, cellular component: peroxisome.